CAUUUCAUACUUCAAAACAAAAAGUUGAAGAAUUAUAACAGAAUAUGAACUAUGAAGCUAUAUUAUAUCCUACCGAGAACAAAUUGAAAGAGUAAAUACGCAUUGUAUGAUUUUAAGAUUUAAUGAAAGAAAGUUACGUUAAACACAAAUAAAAGCGUAUCAAAAAAUAACGCCUAGGCGCAAAUAAUUUAAUGCGAGAUUCCUGUUCUAUAAAUCGUCGGUAUUGAUUAAUGAUUUGUGAAAAGGAAAAUGAAGUGACUAAAAUGAGCCUAGGCAUAAAUGUGGCUAUCUAAGUUUGUGAAUAUAGUGACGAGAAUGUGUUCAUAAUGAAAACGAAAAGCUUUCUGUUAUUCUCGACUUCUGUUUUUGCCAUCAGUAUAUUUCUGAUAGUAUUCCAUCAACAGCCACCACAAUCUAUUCAAAACAUUGUGACACAAACUCAUCAACAUAUCAAGGAUUUUCAGGUGUCUUUGCCACAGGCACAGCUCCGUGAUGUUGAGGAAAAGCAUUUGGUGCAGGAGGAGCGCUACUUGACCCUGGUUGGUUUGUCAGGUCACACUGAGCCUUGGCACAACACAACAGUCCCCGUGCUGGUGACACAUGCAAGGCAUGAUGAACAUGCCCUUAUAGUUGCAUUUGUACGAGCUGCACAAAAGCUGCCAUACACUGUUUUUGUCUACAAUAUAGGACUCAAACCUUACUCUUUAAAUGUGAUAUCCAACUACUGCAACUCCUCAAAGUGUGCCGUUAUAGAUUUUGAUUUAAAUCUGUUUCCAUCUCAUGUGAGUGACGAGAGCAUCACUGCAUUCAGACCACUCAUUAUACAGCACGCGCUGAGCCGUGCGGGCGGCGUGGUGUACUGCGAGUCGUGGGCGCGGUGGCGCGGGCCGGCGGGCGCGCUGGGCGCCGUGUGGCGCCGCGCGCGCGGGCCGCACGCGCUGGGCGUGCAGGCGUGGGGGCGCCGCGCCGCCGUCACGUCGCUCACGCACCCGCACAUGUUCACGUACCUGGGCGCGCGCCAGGACGACUUCCUCUUCGUGCAGAUGCUGGACGCCUCGCGCCUGGUGCUGGCCGCGCACCCCGCGCUCGCCGCCCUCAUGCGCGUCUGGGUGCAGUGCGCGCUCACCAGCGACUGCAUCAUGCCCGUCGGCGCGCAGUCGGGCGGGUGCCGGUUCGACAAGAAGCCGCAGUACCGGUACUCGGGCUGCCACGGCCAGGACGCGUCUGCUCUCAGCAUCAUACUGGGCGUGCGCGCCGACUUCGAGGAGGCCAGGUACCGCGCGCGCGCCGCCGACGGGCUCUGGACGCGCACCAGCCCGCUCGCCGCGCGCGAGUACUUCGACUCGCUCGAGCGGAACGCAACCACCGCCGCGCCCGAGCGGGACGAGCGAGAAGAGCGCACCGAGCAGGUCCGCGCCGCGCCCACGUGAGCGGGACAGGCAAUGUUAACGACGGGAAGAUUUACAAUUUCAAAAUAGCCUUUAUUUUAUGCGAAAUAAAUAUUUUUUUUUAAUCACAACGUAAUAGCGAUAGAUACGUACUCGACGUAACGGUAUCGCGGCGGACGACUCGUUUGUGUACAGACCUCUUUAUAGCUAAUAGCAGACAAUAGUACAAUCAGUGCCAUAUUAAUAUUAUUAUCGAUAUAGUGUUGUUUCCGUAUAUUUGGCUAUAUUAAAGUUACAAUUAUAGCCCCUGUAGUUGGAGGCCAUUAAAACUUCCUGUUUGUCAUGAAAAAAAAAAGAUAUAAUAUUAGUUCUGAGUGGCGCUAUCUGAGGAUGCGUAUGUUCAGGGUGUUUGUCGUCUCGUCAUAUAAUGAUCAGACGGUUUUCUGAAAUAUCUUAACGCAACAGGUACGUGGUCACGUCUCUAGUCAGUGCUCGAGGACUGCUGUCUCCAUUAUAGAACCUUUCGUCCGCCACCGUACUAGCUAUCUCCAGAAGGUUGUUAAUCGUUGUGGCGGAUGUAUUAGCGAGGGCUUUUGUAUUGUAAACCAGCACAAGUUGAUUGAUCUCAAACACUUAGUUGAUAGAACUCUGUCAUAAUAAUUAUUUUAAUUUGUAAAUUGUCAAAUGUUAGUCAAGUGUGUUAUUAAGGUUUGUAUAUAGCGGCGUACAAGUAGUUUACAUAUUUCAGUAUUAGUUGUAGGAAGUCUUGUGGUCGGCGCGACAGUAUGCGCUUUUGCAAGGAGAUUGGAUUUGUUUUGAGUUCUGUUUGCUCCCAAUUUACGUGGACUAAUGUCAGUUGGACAAUCGUAGCGAACAAUACUUUGUCCAUGAUAAAGGUGCGCAGGACUCCCGACCGCGACAACAGUAGGUACUUUCUGAAUAACUGAAUCGAAAUUAUCCUUAUGGAUAUCCACUUAUGUUUGACCCAACGUUUCGCAUAUUGUUUGUGUUCACCUAGGAGUCCGUAUAAAUGUGAAAACUUCGUAUUAAUCAUAUUACGAACAAAUUUACUUAAAUUUUGUCACACUCAGCUAAAACGGAUCAGUCAGAUUUUUGCGUCUGUGUGAUUCACAUUUUAAUUGUAUUUUUGACACUAGCACAGCUGCGCCGAAUGAAUACCUCAACUUAUUCCCUUUUUUUGUACACAUUGAAUGUGAGGUUUUUGUAUAUAAAUUUAUUUUUAUAUUUUAUUGUUUAGCGGCAUGGAGAUGGCCUAUUUUAUGUGAUAUUAGCGGGCACGUGGUGAAGUUAUUCCUACUUAAUGUGUUAUUUAUUGUUAUACAAUUGGAUCAUAGUUGUAGUUAUUUAUCGUUCCGCUGGUUGUGAAACUGCUUUUUGUCAAGUCAAGCGGUCUGAACGGAAUCUGGGCGUGAAUGUAACAAAGGUUAUCCAAGCUACCACUACCCAAAAACAAGUGGGAGGCUCCUUUGCACGGGAUGCCGACUAUAUUACGAUAUAUUUCGUCGCCUUUUUCUGCCGUGAAGCAGUAAUGUUUAAGCAUUAUUAUGUUUUGGUCUGAAGGGCGCCAUAGCUAAUGAAUGUACUGGGCAAAUGAGACUUAACAUCUUUAUGUCUCAAGGUGACGAGCGCAAUUGUAGUGCCGCUCAGAAUUUUUGGGCUUUUCCAGAAUCCUGAGCGGCACUGCAUUGUUAUGGGCAGGGCGUAUCAACUGAACGUACUGCUCGUCUCGUCCCUUAUUUUCAUUUAAAAAAAAACAUGUUUGUUGCAGAUAUUUUUCAGUUACAUUCGGCCAUCGGUUUCCGUUCGGCCUAAUUUGACGGAAUAUUUUGUAAACCUUUAUUUAUUAUUGCAAUAUUUUCUCUAUGUGUUUACAAUUGUUCAGUAUUUUUUUUACUUCAACCACAAAUGUUUGUGAUAUAUGCAGAAAAUAUAAUUAAGUUUUGAAUCGUCGACAUAACACUAAAACAAAAAGCAAUUUAGCGUGUAAUAUUUUAUAUUCUAGUAUUAUAAUGCAUUCUUAAUGAAUAUUAUUUAAUUAGCUUAACUGUAUUAAAUAGAAUGGCCGUUUAUAUUUGUAAAAAAAAAUCAAAUGUGUUUUACAAAUUACACUUGAAAUAUAGUUUUUAAUUACCAAAAAUCCGGGGUUUAGUAUAGUGAAGAAAUCGUACAUAGUUAGCAGUUUUUGUACUCGAAAUGAAUAGAAUUAUUAAAAUUGUGGCCAUAAUACUCAUUAAUAACUUGUAAUGUAGGAAUCCUGACGGUGAUUUAUCAAUGAAAUUGUGAAUCGAAUCGAUUACCGAGUACUAUCGUUAAAAAUCGUUUGUGUAAGGUAGGUAUAGAGCACCCUAAAGAAUUAUUUCAAUUUAAUUUUCAUAUAAUUAACGAAAACAUAAUAGAAUAACUCAGUUUGUGAAUAAACUAUGAUUAGUUAGAUGACAGUAUAAAUAGCUUUUCGUCUAUUAAUUUAAUUACUCGAUUUUGUUCAGGAGAGAGGCUUAUAAUUAACUUAUUUAAAAUUUAAUAUAAAGAAUAUUAAAAUUAACAUUUGUAACACCAAUUUCUUUUUAAAUAUAUACAUUGAUUAUCAGUAUCGCUUUUUUUAUGUUAAACUUUAUUGAAACGAGGAUAAUAUUGUUUGUUUGUCAGGCCAAGAUUUUCUUCAAAAAUUUGAAAGAAAAGGAAUUCAAAUGUAGUUACACUGAUUAGCCAGACUUUACCUCGUUAUAAUAUUAGUGAAGUUAAAAUACCAAUUUUUCUGGUAAUAAAUGUCAUCUUAUAGGGCAGGGACCCUUUGGCACUCGAUCUUGUAAUGUAAAUUGUACCCUUUGAAAGAAUCAAAACGCUUUAGCUGUAAAAAAGGAACCAGAAUUUGUACUUAUUGCUUUUAUAAUGCCAUUUUGUACCUGUACCGUAUUUUAUAAUUAGCAUGUCUGCAUAAUUUCAUAUCCACGCGUAGUAUUGUAAAUAUAUAGAUAUUAGUUACGAUAUCACUAGUGCUAGGCUACGUGCCUACUGUCGAGUCACGAGUGUUCCGUACGCGAAUGGUGCGGUGGCAGUUUAAUGAGAAUGAGAACAUCUGUUUUAUAGUAUUCGUGAAGGUGCUCAAACAUUUUUGUAUGUAUAAAGCGAAAUAUUCAAACUCUUACGACCCAGCCAGGAAUGCUGAUUUGUUUGCAAACCGUUCUGAAUAUUGAAUCCUUGAACUAUUGAAACAGCGACGGUGUUAUUACAAAAAAUAUUUAAACAUGGCUUAGAAACGUGUCUGGUUGGACAGUGACCUAACAAUAACGACAUCUAAAAUGGCGUUCACCUUUUUCUAGUGCAAAACAGUGUUUAACAAGCACAACAUAAACUGAAGUAUACAAGAACAAUUAUAGGAACGGAACGUAAUUUUUGACAGUUGUCAUCAUAUAAGCUAAAUGUUCCUAAAAAAUAUGAUCUAUCAUGUUCGAAGUAAAUCCAUCGAACAGCAUUAUAUUACAAGUAUUGCAUAGUAGAGAUGCAGUACGCGAGUAAAUAUUGAUCGGGCCGGUCCUAGUUACCAUUGACCAUUACAGGACCGGCCCGAGUAACCAUCCGGCUCGAAGGACCAUGAAAAGGGAUGCACUUAGGGGUAGAUAUAUAUAUUGUAUUUAUGGUAAAAGUAUUUAUUUACUUAUGGUACUAAACUUAUCUAUGACACUUGCUAAAUCACUAUAAUUAAUGGUUGUACUGGUGAGUACGCGGAUCUCUACUAUUAAUUGGUUAAAAUGGUUACUCGGACCAGUCCUGUAAUGGUUAUAGACAAAUGGUUAAUGGUAUCUAGGACCGGACCGAUCAAUGGUUACUCGCGUACUGCAUCUCUACUAGGCAAUAUUUGUAAUAUAAUGCUGUUCGAUGGAUUUACUUCGAACAUAUCCGUUAGUCACACAUUAGACAAUCUUCGAAUCGUGUUUAAAUAUAAGCAAUAUCUAUAGAUUGUUGAACGAAAAGCAACAGAAAGACACUGAUUUGUAAAUAGAAUUUUAAAAAAAAUGUUCAACACAUGUUUAAUUUUUUUUGUAAUAACAACGCGAAUAUUUAAUUUGUUGUUUACAAAUUAAGGUUUUUAUGUUAUGUUACAAUGCAAAUACUGUUUUGUUUAUUAUAAUGUAUAGUAUUCAUAAUACAAUGUGAGAAGCUUCUUUCUGCUUUUAAGACCAAAGAUGGAAUGGUGUUGUGAGCAUAAGCUCUCUAAUAGCUGAACCAAUCAUUGUGCCCUUGAUGAAGUUAAAGUUAAAUAUUGACAAGGAUUGUAUGUUGCGAACAUCUCUGAUACUCUUAUUGUCAGUUACAUUUUCACCAAACUAUUUGCGUAAAAAACUUAGACUUAAAAAUGUGGAAAGGUAAUGGAGCAUUUGUGUAUGUGGGGUUGCUAUGCAUAAAAUUCCGAACUACAGUAAUUGAUGACGUUAAAGUCCAUCAAUCAAAACUGUGUGUGGCGCCAUCUGGUGAGCCGUGUGGUUCUUCGAUGUCUAUUAGAAUAAUGCACCAAAACAGAUAAAAUAUUUAUGUAUCUUAUUUAAAUAUCUACCGAUUUUGGUUCUCUGUUAGACCUAGAACACAUUGCUUUAUUUAACUUUUUGCAUUGUAAUUUAUAAUAAUGGCAACCAAUACAUAGAAAUGAACCAUCAGAUCGUACAUCAGUUCGCGGGCGACAUACUUAUGUGAGAGCACGCUGCGCCCUGCCCUGUCGUGUUCAUAGUAAAUAUAUACCAUAGACUUAGAUUAUACGAGCGCAGACUAUCUGACAGCCCGAUGCCGACCAAUUAUAUUUUUCAAUGUGUGUGUUAGCUAUUGGUUGAAUAUUCAAAAUAUUGAGGAGCUAAUGCACUGACCUGUAUAAAUACCACUCGACAGGCUCUUCCAUAUGUUUGACAGCAAUUUUUUGUGCCUCUUUGAAGUGCCACUCGCGAGCGCCUAGAGAACUAAUUUUGACGUAUAAUACAAAUGGCUGCGAAUGAACAUACAAUACUCUGAAGUAUUUUUGUUUCACUUUGACAACCGCCAGUACAGUGGUAUUUAGUAUAUGUCAGUGAGCUAAUAUUAAUUGUGGCUGACUGUUACUUGUCAAUCAAAAUCUGUAACAAUAUUUUUGUUUUGGAUUUUAUGGAACAAUAACAAUAGAUUCGCUUUCCCUUUCUGUUCCUGCAGCCACUAGAGAUGUUCGUCUCUCUCGUACGCUAUUAUAUCUAUGGUAUAGACUAUAAUUUAAUACACGAUGGCACGGUGACACGUAACUCAUACGCGACACAUAUCGAAACUAGAUACUGUAUAAUAUACAUAAUGUAUAAAUUGAAUGCUUUGCACAUAAUGUCUCGUAUUUAACUACUCAAUCGUUAAAUAAAUGAUUACAAUAUA
Messenger RNA from Leptidea sinapis, 6788 nucleotides. RefSeq lists its product as uncharacterized. Bases 327 to 1430 code for a protein of 367 amino acids. The record is from RefSeq and is a predicted model, not a curated record. The transcript is spliced from 5 exons. Lineage: Eukaryota; Metazoa; Arthropoda; Insecta; Lepidoptera; Pieridae.